GGCUGCGGCUGCACGGGACUUUUAUUUUGAAAAGAGGGGACAGGAAAUUGAGUUGUUUCCCUCGGUGAUCGGGGCGCGAGCCAGACGGUGAUGCGCAGCUCGUGAAGCUUCAGAGCAGAAAGACAUCUGAUCAAAAAUUAAAGAUCGAAGAUCAACUGAAGUGGGCGCUAUGACCAUGACUCCCUCCACCCCCUCCGUCCUUCUCCUCCUCCUCCACCACCUUCUGAGUCCGGUCUCCUCUCAGACGGUUGACCCAUCCGUCGCAGACCUGACCAAUAGAAACUUGGACUUCGCUGCCCGGUUGUACCGAGCUGUUGCCAGCCGGACUGACGACAACGUCUUCCUGUCUCCGUUCACACUGACCACCGGACUGACAGCACUGCUGAAUGCCACCAGUGGGCCGACCCAGGACCAGCUGCUCCAAGGACUCACCCUGACCGGACUGGACCCGCAGACUCUCCCAGAUCUGUUUCAGACUCUGAGGACCACCAUCCUGCAGGGGGGCACAGCCAUGAACCUCCAGCAGGGUGUGGCUGUCUUCCCCGCCCAGAGCUUCCAGGUGUCCUCGUCCUACCUGGACCUGGUUCAGACGAAGUUUGGGGGGACCGCUCAAAGUCUGGCCUACACAUCACCGGAGCAAGCCAUCGACACCAUCAACCGCUGGGCCCAGGAGCAGACUGGAGACCAGAUCAAGGAGCUGGUGACCAACCUGGACCCCCAGACCCAGCUGCUGCUUGCCACAGCCGCCUCAUACCAGGCUCGGUUCAGUCCGUCCUUUAACUCGUCCCUGUCUCAGGAGGAGCGUUUCUACGUGGACAGGUAUCACAUUGUCAUGGUUACCAUGAUGUUCAGGGCUGAUAAAUACUUCCUGGCUUACGACAGCUCAGUGAAGGCUGGCGUGCUGAAGCUGCUAAUGACAGACGGGAUGGCCAUGUUGGUCGUGCUGCCCGACGAAGACGUGGACGUCACCACCGUGGAAGAGGAAGUGACAGCGGAGAAGAUCCAGGCCUGGAUCAAACAGCUGAAGAAGACGAAGUUGGAGGUGCUGCUUCCUCGCUUCCUGUUGGAACGUUCUUACUCGCUGAAGGACGUCCUCCAAACUCUUGACAUCACUCAGGUGUUUCAGGACAAUGCUGACAUCACCAACAUGGGUGGGGCUAAAGGACCCAGACUCUCACAGGUUUUCCAUAAAUCUGUCAUCUCUGUUGACGAGCGCGGUGAUGACAUCACUGCAGGGGGCGGAGUCAGCGUCUUCUCCACUCUUCCUCCUCGACUGACCAUCAACAGACCCUUCAUCUUUAUCGUGUACCAGCAGACCACAGGCAAUCUGCUGUUCAUGGGCCGAGUGGUCGACCCCACCAAGAAAUAACCAUAUCAGUUUACCUGAGGCUGCUAAGCCCCGCCCCCUGAGUCAUACCUGUCAAACUUCAUGUUUCUAACAGUUUAAAAUGAUAACAUGGCAGCUUAACUGUGUUCUCGUGUCAUUCUACUGCCAGUAGAUUCUGGUCUGUUUAAUAUUUUAGGAGCUCUUUGUGUUUCCCAGCCCGAGGGUCAAGACCCCCUGAGAUGUCAGGAGAUAAAUCUGAACGGUCCUGAGACAAUGAAGGAGUCUCCACAGACGGUUUCCUCUACCGCCAUCAUCAGGUCAAUGUUUUAAUUUGUCCAGUUAUUUACAGAACUAAUGACAUUCCCAUCAGCCUCAGCUGAACACUGUGUUUACAGCUAAUUAUCUACUGUUAGCAUGCUAACAUGCUAAUCUAAGAUGAUGAACAUGGUAAACAUUAUUCCUGAUGUUAGCAGUUAGCUCUGUGUUUUUAAUCUCUUUUUAUUUUUAUCUUUUCAGACAUUUAAAAUGAGUGAAAUAUAAAUCAAAAGUGGUCUCAGUUAAUGUCUGGUUGUUGUUGCUGUAACCAGUGACGACGGGUCACAAGUUGACGCUGCUUUGCUUUAAAAGGUCAGAAAGGUUAAGGUCAGGCUUUGUAGGGAACCUGUGCUCUCUGAACCCCCUGAGUAUUUAAACUACCAACCACUGCUGCUCCCUGUAGUUCAGUGGUAGCUCACAGAAUUGGAGAGUGUGAGUCACAGAUGUAACUACAGCUCUUUGAGUCCUGGAUGACAGGUGAGAUAGGUGUGUCAGGUGAGACAGGUAUGCUCUGAUACCAACUGAGUUAAAACACUAACUGAUGACAUCUCAUCAGCCUCACCUGGACUUUAUGUUUAAAGCUAAUUAGCAUGUUAGCAUGACAGCCACUAUGAUACCAUAUGUGCUGUGCAUAGUUCAUAACACUUUACUCUGUUUAAAUAUAGCAACGUUAAAAACACGUGUACCACCUGCAGUAUAUCAGCACUGUAAAACAUUAAACAUUAAAAUACGUCACUUCCUCCAA
This is a messenger RNA of Lates calcarifer (barramundi perch), 2387 nucleotides long. RefSeq names its product serpin peptidase inhibitor, clade A (alpha-1 antiproteinase, antitrypsin), member 10a (gene serpina10a). The transcript has 6 exons. Gene Ontology annotation, biological process: blood coagulation; negative regulation of endopeptidase activity. Gene Ontology annotation, molecular function: serine-type endopeptidase inhibitor activity. The coding region runs from base 170 to 1369 and encodes 399 amino acids. NCBI's taxonomy places the organism in Eukaryota, Metazoa, Chordata, Actinopteri, Centropomidae. The record is from RefSeq and is a predicted model, not a curated record.